GGGAAAGCGAGGGAUAUCUUGAUCGCGUCUGUGAAAAGGCGAAGAAAAAACGGAAAUUUUCGGCAAUUUAGUGAACUGUCCGUCCGUGUGGUUUUGUAUUAUUCGCUCGUUUAAUCCUUCGAACCGUGUUCAACAUGUCGGAUGCACCGAGCUCGCCGGCCCCGAACCUACCGUCGGAGAUGGAUCGGCGAAACUUUGGCCGUUCUGGUAUGACCUCGCCGGUGGGCGAUUUCGAGCCGUUUGAGAACGAGGAAGAAAUCCUGGGCGACACCACCGUGCGCGAUGAGGCCAACGAAGAGGAGGAGGAUGGGGAGGAACUGUUUGGCGACAACAUGGAGAACGACUAUCGGCCCGUUCCGCACCUCGAUCGGUACGAUAUGGACGACUUGGACGUGGAGGAGUACAGUGAUCUGUCGCAGACGGAUCGUGCGGCGGCCGAAGCGGAGAUGCGGCGCCGUGAUCGGGCUGCCGGAAUCCACCGUGAUGAUCAGGAUCAUCUGUUCUACGACAAGAGCGACGACGAAGAUGGGAUACCGCAGGCGAAGCGUCGCGCCGCGGCCGAGAAGGCGGCCCAAAUCGAAACUGAGGAUGCGGAAAUGGUGGAAUCGAUCGAGCAUCUCGAGGAAACCAAAGGCCAUAGCAUCAAAGAGUGGGUAUCGAUGUUGGGCCCGCGGACGGAAAUUUCCAACCGAUUCAAUAGCUUUCUGCGCACGUUCGUCGAUGAGAAGGGACACUACGUGUACCGUGAUCGCAUCCGGCGCAUGUGCGAGCAGAACAACUCGAGCUUCGUGGUAUCGUACCCGGAUUUGGCCAACAAUCAGCGCGUGCUAGCAUACUUCCUGCCCGAGGCACCGUUUCAGAUGCUCGAGAUCAUGGAUAAGGUCGCGAAGGAGAUGGUACUGAGCAUCUAUCCUACGUACGAGCGGGUCACGAACGAAAUCCACGUGCGCAUCUCGGACCUGCCGCUCGUGGAGGAGCUGCGCACAUUCCGCAAGCUGCACUUGAAUCAGCUCGUACGGACGCUCGGUGUGGUAACGGCGACGACGGGAGUGCUGCCACAGCUUUCCGUCAUCAAGUAUGAUUGCGUCAAGUGCGGUUACGUGCUGGGACCGUUCGUGCAGAGCCAGAACACCGAGGUUAAACCCGGCUCGUGUCCCGAGUGUCAAAGUGCGGGACCGUUUUCGAUCAACAUGGAGCAAACGCUGUACCGGAACUAUCAGAAGAUUACGCUUCAGGAAUCACCGGGACGGAUUCCGGCCGGACGUAUUCCACGAAGCAAAGAUUGCAUACUGUUGGCCGAUCUGUGCGACCAGUGCAAGCCGGGUGACGAGAUCGAGGUGACGGGCAUUUACACGAACAACUACGACGGAUCGUUGAACACCGAGCAGGGUUUCCCAGUGUUUGCAACCGUUCUGAUCGCCAACCACUUGGUAGUGAAGAACAGCAAACAUGUGGUGGCAUCGCUGACCGAUGAAGAUAUCGCAACGAUACAACGUCUUAGCAAAGAUCCGCGCAUUAGUGAGCGGAUCGUGCAAAGCAUGGCCCCGUCGAUCUACGGCCACAACUACAUCAAGCGCGGACUGGCGCUAGCGUUGUUCGGAGGUGAGUCGAAGAACCCGGGUGAUAAGCACAAAAUCCGUGGCGACAUCAACAUUCUCUUGUGCGGUGAUCCGGGAACGGCCAAAUCGCAGUUUCUGAAGUACACAGAAAAGAUUGCUCCUCGGGCCGUGUUCACCACCGGUCAGGGUGCUUCAGCCGUCGGUUUGACGGCUUACGUUCGGCGCAAUCCGGCCACACGUGAGUGGACACUGGAGGCGGGUGCCCUGGUACUGGCCGAUCUCGGUGUCUGUCUGAUCGAUGAGUUCGACAAGAUGAACGACCAGGAUCGCACAUCGAUCCACGAGGCAAUGGAACAGCAAUCGAUCUCGAUCUCGAAGGCCGGCAUCGUGACUUCGUUGCAGGCUCGCUGUGCGGUGAUUGCUGCGGCUAAUCCGAUCGGUGGCCGGUACGAUCCCAGUAUGACCUUCUCGGAAAACGUGAACCUCUCCGAACCAAUCCUGUCCCGUUUCGAUGUGCUGUGUGUGGUAAAGGAUGAAUUUGAUCCGAUGCAGGAUCAACAUCUGGCCCGGUUCGUGGUCGAAUCGCACAUCAAGAACCAUCCCUCGAUGGCGGACGUCGUACCGGAAUCGCAACCCGAGAACAGUAUGCAGAUACCGCAAGAGUUGCUGAAGAAGUACAUCGUUUACGCGAAGGAGAACGUGCACCCGAAGCUGUCGAACAUGGACCAGGACAAGAUCGCUAACAUGUACUCACAGCUGCGUCAGGAAUCACUCUCGACCGGUUCGCUGCCGAUCACGGUGCGCCACAUCGAGAGCGUUAUCCGUAUGUCGGAGGCACACGCACGCAUGCAUCUGCGCGAUACGGUACAGGAUGUGGACGUGAACAUGGCGAUCCGUAUGAUGCUGGAAAGCUUCAUCGAGGCACAGAAGUUCAGCGUGAUGAACAAGAUGCGAUCCACCUUCCAGAAGUAUCUCUCCUUCCAGCGCGAUCACUCGGAGCUGCUGUUCUUCAUCUUGCGUCAGCUUACGCUCGAUCAGCUAGCCUAUCUACGGUGCAAGGAUGGUCCGCGCGCAACCCACGUCGAGGUGAUGGAGAAGGAUCUGUCCGAGCGGGCCAAAGCGAUCGAUAUUCACAAUCUGAAGCCGUUCCUCGAAUCGGAGCUGUUCAAAACGAACGGAUUCACGUACGAUGCCAAGCGAAAGGUGAUCGUGCAGAUCGUACCGGAAGCUGCCGAAGCGUAAUGUCUCGC
Molecule: messenger RNA, 2809 nt
Organism: Anopheles darlingi
Lineage: Eukaryota; Metazoa; Arthropoda; Insecta; Diptera; Culicidae
Gene: Mcm2
Product: DNA replication licensing factor Mcm2
Exons: 2
Coding region: 135-2801 (888 amino acids)
Biological process (GO): mitotic DNA replication initiation; DNA replication; double-strand break repair via break-induced replication
Cellular component (GO): nucleus; MCM complex
Molecular function (GO): ATP binding; 3'-5' DNA helicase activity; single-stranded DNA helicase activity
Source: RefSeq, a predicted model, not a curated record